UCUGUUUGUUUAAAGGCUGGCAAGCUAAAGGACUCUUCUCUUCUUACCGUUAAUGCCAGUCCUGCUCUGUGUAUAAGGACCUAAAGAAGCCGAACAGCAGAGAGUGGAUCUACAUGAGACAUCUAUCAGGCCUGGUACGAGUCCCUUCUUCUGCACUGUAACUUCCUCCAUUCCUGCUGUGCCUCUGUGCCAUGGUACAUCUGAACGUAAAAGUUACAACAUGAGCAUCACUUCAUCCGCCACCCUGGACAGCCAGCUGACCUCUACCUGGGGCCCCUCCAACUCCUACCCUGAUGUUUCAAUGGUGAUGUCUGGUUACUCGAGCCGCCUGUGGCCUCGGGACUCACAGCCUCAGUUCUGGACGAAAUUCCAGGUGUGGGAGUGGCUGCAGCAGAUCAUGGACAUGCACCAGAUCGACGCCUCCAGCAUUCCCUUCCAAAAUUUCGACAUUGACGGCCAUCAGCUCUGCAGCUUGAGCUACCAGGACUUUAUCCGUGCUGCCGGCAGCGUUGGGCCUAUCCUGUUCCACAGCAUCACAGAGCUCAAGUGGGGUGGUGGACAGUACCAUGUGGACAUCGCACAACUGGACCUCAAACCAGAAUUCGACUUCUCCUGUCCUUUUCCAGAUGUCAGUUAUCCUCCUGGAGAUAUCUACGAUCCCUCAAUCCACCUGGCACCUGUUGCCUCACCCACUCCGUCUAGUCCUGAUAUUAAAAGAAUUGUCAGUCGUCCUCAUCAGCUACGAAAACACAACCCAAGAGGGACUCACUUGUGGGAGUUUAUCAGGGACAUUCUGCUAAACCCAGAGAGAAACCCAGGGCUCAUAAAAUGGGAGGACCGGACAUCAGGUGUUUUCCGUUUUCUGAAGUCAGAGGCUGUGGCACAGCUGUGGGGCAAGAAGAAGAAUAACAGUAGCAUGACCUAUGAGAAACUAAGUCGAGCAAUGAGGUAUUACUACAAAAGAGAGAUCCUAGAGCGAGUAGACGGGCGCAGGCUGGUUUACAAGUUUGGAAAAAAUGCACGAGGUUGGAGGGAGUCGGAGAAAUGACACGGAGUAAUGAAUGCUUUCUUCUAUGCAUAUUUGCAGCUUUAACUGACUGUUUUGGUGAAGAUUGAUAUGCACUGUAUACAUACUGUAAAUAAUUGUGUGUUUUCUCAUAUUAUCUGCUCGUGUUCAUCCCUUUGUUGUGACACUGCACUGAGACACUCUUCACUGUGCUUUAUUAAGGCAGACCUAUUACUGCAUGCAAACACUGUCAAGUUUGACUGUUUACAUAAGAUCGCAAUAAAGAAAGGACAUCAAACCACCAUACAUCUACAUUUAACAUAUGAAUACAUUAUAUUAUUCUUUUCCAUACAUCCCACAUGUGAAAAACAUGUAUAGAGACCGCUGUGACACUUACACUGUGAAGUAUCCUCUGGGAUUCAUGUUUGAUGACUGCAGGGAAACAAAUCACAUAAAGAUUAAAAAAGAAACAUUAUAAGGAAAAAUGCAGCAGUGAAGUUCAUAUAUGCAUAAAAAAGAGAUAAAAAGACAGCUUGUUUGUUAUUUUUUUCAUUUCAUUUUGCAUUGGCAGAGCUGUAAAUAAGGUGUGUGACUGUUUGUGAAUUUUUAAUACAAAUAA
Molecule: messenger RNA, 1625 nt
Organism: Cheilinus undulatus (humphead wrasse)
Lineage: Eukaryota; Metazoa; Chordata; Actinopteri; Labriformes; Labridae
Gene: ehf
Product: ets homologous factor
Exons: 9
Coding region: 221-1048 (275 amino acids)
Biological process (GO): regulation of transcription by RNA polymerase II; cell differentiation
Cellular component (GO): nucleus
Molecular function (GO): sequence-specific DNA binding; DNA-binding transcription factor activity, RNA polymerase II-specific
Source: RefSeq, a predicted model, not a curated record